UUACCUUUUAUGGCUCGAGCCGCGCGGCUGAUACACUAUAAAUAGCUCGCGCCUACAGUUAGCGGCUCUACUCUCAGCGUCGUCACACACGCAGCUCGUGCGGGAUAUCACUUGCCAGAAACCGGUUCCCUUAAAGCGUUAAGCCCCCCCACUCAAAGUUCAACCAUGGGAGAAGAAGAAAUUGCCGCACUUGUUGUUGACAACGGAUCCGGUAUGUGCAAGGCCGGAUUCGCCGGAGACGACGCCCCUCGUGCUGUCUUUCCAUCCAUCGUUGGUCGCCCCAGGCAUCAGGGUGUGAUGGUUGGUAUGGGCCAGAAAGACAGCUAUGUAGGUGAUGAAGCUCAGAGCAAGAGGGGUAUCCUGACUCUGAAGUACCCCAUUGAGCAUGGUAUUGUGACCAACUGGGAUGACAUGGAGAAGAUCUGGCAUCACACCUUCUACAAUGAGCUGAGAGUUGCCCCUGAGGAGCACCCCGUCCUGCUCACAGAGGCCCCUCUGAACCCCAAAGCCAACAGGGAGAAGAUGACUCAGAUCAUGUUCGAGACCUUCAACACCCCCGCCAUGUACGUUGCCAUCCAGGCUGUGCUGUCCCUCUAUGCCUCUGGUCGUACCACUGGUAUUGUCAUGGACUCCGGUGAUGGUGUGACCCACACAGUGCCCAUCUACGAGGGUUACGCCCUGCCCCAUGCCAUCCUGCGUCUUGACCUGGCUGGCCGUGACCUCACAGACUACCUCAUGAAGAUCCUGACUGAGCGUGGCUACUCCUUCACCACCACAGCCGAGAGGGAAAUUGUGCGUGACAUCAAGGAGAAGCUGUGCUACGUUGCCCUGGACUUCGAGCAGGAGAUGGGUACUGCUGCCUCUUCUUCCUCUCUGGAGAAGAGCUACGAGCUGCCUGAUGGACAGGUCAUCACCAUUGGCAAUGAGAGGUUCCGUUGCCCCGAGGCCCUCUUCCAGCCUUCCUUCCUUGGUAUGGAGUCCUGUGGAAUCCAUGAGACCACCUACAACAGCAUCAUGAAGUGUGAUGUCGACAUCCGUAAGGACCUGUACGCCAACACCGUGCUGUCUGGUGGUACCACCAUGUACCCUGGCAUCGCUGACAGGAUGCAGAAGGAGAUCACAGCCCUGGCCCCAUCCACCAUGAAGAUUAAGAUCAUUGCCCCACCUGAGCGUAAAUACUCUGUCUGGAUCGGAGGCUCCAUCCUGGCCUCCCUGUCCACCUUCCAGCAGAUGUGGAUCAGCAAGCAGGAGUACGAUGAGUCUGGCCCCUCCAUCGUCCACCGCAAAUGCUUCUAAACAGACUGUUCCUCCUUCCCCUCCCAAACACCCAACAUCUUCAGCUCUGUGCAGAACAACCACACAUUUCUCAUACACACUCAGGCGCAGAGCCUAGAUGACGAUUCAUUGGCAUGGCUUCAGUUAUUUUUGGCGCUUGACUCAGGAUUUAAAAAAACUGGAACGAUGAAGGAGACCGUAAUGUUUGGCUAGGUUUAAUGAAACGCCCCAGGUUCCUGCUGUUGCCUGGGAUUUAAAAUGUACAUUUUUUUUUCUUUGUCAUUCCAAAUGUUUGUCAACUGCAUUAUUCAGACACAUGGUUCCAAAUGUUUAACUGCAUUGUUCAGACACGUAUUUGCCUCUGUGAAGGCUGCCCAGUGGUUGGCGCAUACUUAAAAAUGGUUGUAGUAUCGCUUGUAUGUAAAUUUGUCUGGAUUUUUUGUACUUUCAGCCUUAAAAUCUUGGUCCUGUUUAUUUUUUUCUUUUUAUGCAACAUCCAAUUGUGACCUUCCUCCCCAAUGAAGGUUUCAUCCCAGGGUGGUGGGGCAAGGCAUCUCAAAAGUGACCGGGUAACAAGGGGUGCCAGACCGGUGGGGCCAACCUGUACACUGACAAAACAAUCCCAAUAAAGUGCACAUGUGUUCCAACGUGAA
Messenger RNA from Nothobranchius furzeri (turquoise killifish), 1928 nucleotides. It is a transcript of the gene actb2, whose product is annotated as actin, beta 2. Lineage: Eukaryota; Metazoa; Chordata; Actinopteri; Cyprinodontiformes; Nothobranchiidae. The record is from RefSeq and is a predicted model, not a curated record.